AUGAAAAUUAGGCCGCCGCAGCCGCCGCCGCCGCCGCCGCCGCCGCCUAUCCUCUCAAAUGGCAUCAGCAGAGACGUUACUGGGCCAUAAAACCCAGCGACCAAGCUCCUGAGGAAAAAACAUCUGUCGAUCAUAUGGUUGCUGAAAAUCUUACUCUUUCUUUCCACCAUGGCUUCAGCUGUUAUGGCUUCCACUUCUACACCUUUUACUGACAAGAGCAAGCUCCUUUCUUCAUCCUCUUCUGCCGCUUCUCUCUCUGGAUUUCUCCCUGAUUCCAUCCAUGUCAACAAGAAAAAGUCAUCGCUUGCUAUUCAUGCUGUCAUGGCUCCACCUCAGCCGCAACGACCUCCUUCCACCACUGGUUCUGUGAAACACGCAAUGACGAUGACGGAGAAGAUACUGGCUAGGGCUUCAGAGAGGUCGCACUUGGAUCCUGGGGAGAAUGUAUGGGUGGAUGUUGAUAUUCUGAUGACCCAUGAUGUGCUUGGGCCUGGAGCUAUUGGUAUUUUCAAGAGGGAAUUUGGUGAGAAUGCAAAAGUUUGGGAUUGUGAGAAGGUCGUAAUUAUACCGGAUCACUAUAUUUUUACAAAUGAUGAACUUGCAAACCGAAAUUUGGAUAGCUUGAGGGAUUUCUCCUUGGAGCAGAAUAUUAAGUAUUUCUAUGAUAUAAAGGAUCGUAGUAACUUUAGGGCAAACCCUGAUUAUAAAGGUGUAUGCCAUAUUGCCCUUGCUCAAGAAGGACACUGUAGGCCUGGUGAGGUCCUGCUUGGAACAGAUUCCCAUACAUGUAAUGCUGGAGCAUUUGGACUGUUUGCUACGGGUAUUGGAAGCACUGAUGCCAGUUUUGUAAUGGGAACUGGGAAAGCUCUGCUUAAGGUUCCACCAACUUUAAGGUUUGUCUUGGAUGGGGAAAUGCCUGACUAUCUUCUUGCUAAGGAUUUGAUUCUUCAAAUCAUUGGUGAAAUUACUGUGGCUGGUGCAGCAUAUAGAUCCAUGGAGUUUACUGGUUCUACUGUUGAAAGUUUGAGCAUGGAAGAGCGGAUGACAUUGUGCAACAUGGUCGUUGAAGCUGGCGGAAAGAAUGGUGUCGUUCCUGCUGAUCAAACUACAUUCAGUUAUCUUGAAGGAAAAACAUCUGCUAAAUUUGAACCUGUUUACAGUGAUGUAAAAGCCAAGUUUCUAUAUGAGUACAAAUUGAAUACUGCCAAGUUGGAACCUCUUGUUGCCAAGCCCCAUUCUCCUGAUAAUCGUGCUCUAGUAAGGGAGUGCAAGGAUGUGAAAAUAGACAGGGUUUAUAUAGGAUCCUGCACUGGUGGAAAGACUGAAGAUUUCUUGGCUGCUGCUAAGAUUUUCUUAGUUUCGGGAAAAAAGGUCAAAGUGCCAACUUUUCUUGUUCCUGCUACUCAAAAGGUUUGGAUGGAUUUAUAUACCCUUCCUGUUGCCGGAUCAGGUGGUAAGACUUGUUCUCAGAUAUUCGAAGAAGCUGGGUGUGACACUCCAGCCAGUCCAAAUUGUGGUGCAUGUUUAGGCGGCCCUCGAGAUACUUAUGCUCGCAUGAAUGACGCCAAGGUGUGCGUGUCUACAACAAACCGAAACUUCCCUGGACGAAUGGGGCACAAAGAAGGCCAAAUUUAUCUGGCGUCACCUUUCACGGCUGCAGCAUCAGCUCUUACUGGUUAUGUCACCGACCCAAGAGAGUUUUUGCGAUAAAGCACUGUAAUCUCUAUUCUCUACCCAUGGGCCACGAUCUUCCACACCCACGUUACGUCAUGAUUUGAUUGGUGGAGGGGGACAGCAAGUUCUUUUCACUAAUCAUCGUGUAUAUAAAAUUCUGGUGAAAUUUUUUGGUUGAGUUGGGAUGCUUUAGGAUAUGGAAGUUAAUCAUAGGCUCAGGUUUGUGGUUGAAUAUAUGUUUUGAGUUGCACUGUAUUUGCACUCCUUUAUUCUGGGUGAUUUAUUAUCGUAUGUUUCUCGUG
Messenger RNA from Amborella trichopoda, 1976 nucleotides. Its product is annotated as 3-isopropylmalate dehydratase large subunit, chloroplastic. Lineage: Eukaryota; Viridiplantae; Streptophyta; Magnoliopsida; Amborellales; Amborellaceae. Gene Ontology annotation, molecular function: 4 iron, 4 sulfur cluster binding; 3-isopropylmalate dehydratase activity. Gene Ontology annotation, biological process: amino acid biosynthetic process. The record is from RefSeq and is a predicted model, not a curated record.